UUAUCAUCAUAGUUCGAUAGAUUAACAGAUUCAGAAGAAUUCGAAAUGUUAUCGAAUUUUUUCCAUACAAAUGUUGAACAGUCAUGUAUGGCAAUUAUUAUUUUUUUGUCGUCAUUUAGUGUGAUACGUGUCUGUGAUAUGGAUCUUGUGACUUUGGAUAAGUUCGUGAAAAAUAUCGAUUCAUUUCUAUCGGCUCGAUUAUUGAAUAUUCUGGCCGAGAAAUUUUCCGAUGAUAAAAUAAAAGCAAUCCAAAUGCCCGAUUGUUUAUCAAGUAAUCAAUUGAAAUGUCUAUGUGAAUCGUUGUUGGGUAAUUCGGACAACAAUCAAUUCAGUAUUAUGUCCGACUGGUUUUAUCCAUACGCUGGAAAUAUUUCAUUCAUACGAUCAACGAAAAAAAAUGGAUUAAACGGCGGUACUUAUUCGAAUGUUAACAACAGUCGACGUUCUAUUCGUUUAAAUUUUCAAUCGAUGCAAUCAAUCAAAGAUCUAUUGUUAAAAUUUUCGAUCAACAAAUUGAAAAAACAAACUUCUCAUCAAUAA
Molecule: messenger RNA, 540 nt
Organism: Dermatophagoides farinae (American house dust mite)
Lineage: Eukaryota; Metazoa; Arthropoda; Arachnida; Sarcoptiformes; Pyroglyphidae
Source: RefSeq, a predicted model, not a curated record